Messenger RNA from Bufo bufo (common toad), 2877 nucleotides. RefSeq names its product ring finger protein, LIM domain interacting (gene RLIM). The record is from RefSeq and is a predicted model, not a curated record. Lineage: Eukaryota; Metazoa; Chordata; Amphibia; Anura; Bufonidae. Gene Ontology annotation, cellular component: nucleoplasm; cytoplasm. Gene Ontology annotation, molecular function: ubiquitin protein ligase activity. Gene Ontology annotation, biological process: protein ubiquitination; random inactivation of X chromosome; ubiquitin-dependent protein catabolic process. The transcript has 4 exons. The coding region runs from base 133 to 2118 and encodes 661 amino acids.
CGGGCUGCCUUCGUAACAAUGGAGAAAAUGGCGGAAUAAGGAGAGGUCUGGGCGGAGGAGCCGGAAUAGAGCGGAUACCGGAGCAAGAGGGCUCUCCUUAAGAUAGUUUCAUCUUUACAUCCACCAGUCAACAUGGAAAGUACCGAUUCACCUGGGAAAGGAAGUUCUGAACAGUCCGAUUCUCAACGCCAGAGUCAGAUGGACCGCCUGGACCGAGAGGAAGCUUUCUAUCAGUUUGUGAAUAACCUGAACGAAGAGGACUACCGGUUAAUGAGGGAUAAUAAUUUAUUAGGAACUCCAGGGGAAAUUACUAAAGAGGAGCUUCUGAGAAGAUUGCAACAAAUCAAAGAAGGACCACCUCAACCGAAUGCUGAAAACGAAGCUUCUACAGGGGGGACACCUGAGGACUCUUCCAAUGGAGAUUCAAUAAUCGACUGGUUGAAUUCGGUUAGACAGACUGGAAAUACAACAAGAAGUGGUCAGCGGGGCAACCAGUCUUGGAGGGCAGUGAGCAGAACCAAUCCAAAUAGUGGUGAUUUUAGGUUUAGUUUGGAAAUAAAUGUGAAUCGUAAUGCCGCUAAUCAGAAUAUGCCUUCAGCUGAGCAGUCAUCAGAAACCAAUGGAGCUGAAGAUAUGGAAGUCAGUAGUCAGGUUGAGGGUGAACCUGAGCCAGAACCUGAACCAGAACCAGAACCUGAACCUGAACCAGAGCCAGAGCCUGAACCUGAACCAGAGCCUGAACCAGAACCUGAACCUGAAAUUAUACCCCCUGUUAUGGUACAAGAGCAAGUAGUUACUGAGGAGCCAAGUCCUCAGAGAGGUCAAAGGAGGGCAAGAAGUCGAAGCCCAGACCAGCGAAGGAUCAGGGCAAGGACUGAUCGAAGCAGAUCACCUCUAAAUCGACCUGUGGAGCAACCAACUCGAAGGGCUCAACAUAGUCCAGUACAGACUGUUAAUGCUCCUCCUGCUGUUGAGGAAGCAGAGGGUAGCUCUAGAACCAGGCAGCUUGUAACUGCAUACCUGAGCAGUUCUACUUCUGAGGCGGAGGGAAGCUCUAGAACUAGACAGCAUGUAACUUCCAGACUACAAGCACUUGCUACCGAAUCUCAGAAUCCCAGUGUAGUGCUUUCAAAUCCAGAGCCAGGAGCUUCUCCCCAGCCUCCUCCCACAGAGACUCCAGAAAAUGCAGAACCUACAGGCACUGGUCAAAGGCCACCAACCAUAGUUUUAGAUCUUCAGGUUAGGCGGGUACGUCCAGGGGAGUAUCGUCAAAGAGAUAGCAUUGCAAACAGGACACGCUCGCGCUCUCAGACCCCUAACAAUACAGUCACUUACGAGAGUGAACGGGGAGGAUUCCGUCGCACGUUCUCACGGUCAGAGCGAGCUGGUGUCAGGACAUAUGUCAGUACUAUCAGAAUCCCAAUCCGUAGGAUACUAAACACAGGCCUGAGUGAAACCACCUCUGUUGCUAUCCAGACCAUGCUACGGCAGAUAAUGACUGGUUUUGGGGAGCUAAGCUACUUUAUGUAUAGUGAUAACGAUGCAGAGCCUGGCACUCCUGCAGCUGCCUCUCAACCAAUAGCCGUGGGGGUGGAAACCCAGAACAUUGUUACACCAAAUGCCAGUCCACCUCCUCCACCACCACCGCCGCCACCACCACCACCACCACCACCACCGCCGCCUGUACCUGAGCCUCCUGUAGAACCACCCAUCCCUGUUGUGGAACCUGACGAUGCCAACGCAGAAAUUGUGUCAACUUCUGGGGGUAGGAGGGAAGUUCGUAACAGAAGAUCUGUCACCUUCGAAGAAAGUGGAUCUCUGCCAUUUCUUAGGCUGGCUCAGUUUUUUUUGCUUAAUGAAGAUGAUGAUGAUCAACCAAGGGGACUCACCAAAGAACAAAUUGACAACCUGUCAACUCGUAAUUAUGGUGAAAAUGAUGCCCUGAAAACUUGUAGCGUGUGCAUAACAGAGUACGCAGAGGGGAACAAGCUCCGCAAGCUCCCUUGUUCACAUGAGUACCACGUCCACUGUAUUGAUCGCUGGCUGUCUGAAAACUCUACUUGUCCAAUCUGUCGCCGAGCUGUUCUGGUGCCUAGCAACAGGGAAAGUGUGGUGUAAACAGGUUGCUAUGAACUGUCUACUAAGCAGCUACCGUUUUAGGCCCGGAGAAGGAGAAAAAGAUGCUUUUUAUGACCACUUUUUGAGUGGUGCUUAAAGUAGGAUUUUUGGCUUUUUGAGUGAGUUGUCAUGUUGAGAUGAAACAUUUCUAUUUCUCCUCCCUCACAAAAUCUCAAUGAUUCAAAACCUGUUAAGAAAUGUGGUCCAUGAGAAAAAGUAACUUUCUAAAAAAAAUAUUCCAUUUCACUACGGUCAAAACAUCUACUUUGCAAGGACAGCAUUCCUUACAUCCCCUGCUGAACCUUACACGCUCAGUGCUGGUAUGAUCCCUAUGAAGAUCACCUCAGUACUUGGUAACAAGACUUUUCAAGCGGGAUCAUUGUGAGAAUCACUUGUGUUUUAAGUCAAGGUUUAAUUACAGGGGUAUCCUUAAAUAUACGCAGUGGUACAUUUUAUGCUUAUUGUCAUUGCUUACAGUUUUUUUUUUUUUUUUUUUUUUUUUUUUUUUAUUUGUAUGACAAUUUGUGAUGAUUAGACUUCCUUAAAUUCUCUGGCCAUAGGAGGGCCUUGCCAGUGUAGCACAUACUUGUAUAUAGGCACCAGUUAAUUGCUCACAUUGUGCUUUUCUCGGUUCUAAUGGCAUUAUGCAUGCAUUUAACCUAUAAGAGAUACCUUCUAACUGCAGGGUAUUAGCCCCACACCCACCUGUUAUCCAACCAGUGAAGCUUGGAGCUUCCUCAGUUUCAAAGUUCAUCUGAU